Astrephomene gubernaculifera is the source of this 451-nucleotide messenger RNA. The record is from the annotation of a GenBank genome assembly. NCBI's taxonomy places the organism in Eukaryota, Viridiplantae, Chlorophyta, Chlorophyceae, Chlamydomonadales, Astrephomenaceae.
CGCUGCUAACCGCCAUCACCGCUGCGGGCUGCUCCCUCACCGCCCUCAUAGCGGCGUUUGUGGCGGCAGCAGCAGCAGGAGGGGCCGCAGCAGGAGCGGCGACGGCCUCAGGGGCACCCUCCGGACAGGAGCAGGGCCAGGGCCAGGAGCAGGUGGAGGGGCAGCAGGGGCAGGAGGUGACGAUGCUGGCGACGGCAGCAGCGCUGGCGAUAUUCGGCCUUGCCGCUGAGGAGGGCCUGCGCCUGUGCCCCCGCCCCGGCCCUGGUAGCCUGCGGGUGGCGUUGCUGGACCUGCUGCACCUGAUGGACGAGGAUACGGUGGUGGCCGGAGUGCGGUUGGAGAGGCUGUAGGCUGCAUGACUAUCGUCGUGGCGUGAAAGACGACUGUUGAUAGCUGAUGGUUGCAGAGGAAGGUGGUUGUUGCGUUGCAUGGAGGAGAGCGGGGAUUGGGG